CGAAUAUGAGAAUUUUGUACCAAAUCCAACAAUCGUUGAUAAAGGACAUGUAGCAAUUUCAAACAACUAUGAUGUAAAAAAAUUGGACAAUAUUCGAGGACAUUUAGUUACAUUUCCUCUUCAUUUCUUAGAGUCAGAAAACUUAAUGACAAGUGUAAUUUUAAGUUCUGUUACUAAUGAAAUAUUUACCUAA
Molecule: messenger RNA, 193 nt
Organism: Racocetra persica
Lineage: Eukaryota; Fungi; Glomeromycota; Glomeromycetes; Diversisporales; Gigasporaceae
Source: the annotation of a GenBank genome assembly